GGCGCGGCGCGGCGUGCGUGCGUGCGUGCGGGCAGCCAGCCGGCUGCAUGGCGCGCUGCGAGCGGCUGCGCGGCGCGGGUCUGCGCGACGUGCUGGGCCGGGCUCAGGGGGUCCUGUUCGACUGCGACGGGGUGCUGUGGAACGGCGAGCGCGCCGUGCCGGGCGCCCCGGAGCUGGUGCAGCGGCUGGCGCGGGCCGGCAAGGCGGCGCUGUUCGUGAGCAACAACAGCCGGCGCGCGCGGCCCGAGCUCGCCCUCCGCUUCGCGCGCCUCGGCUUCGGGGGGCUGCGCGCCGAGCAGCUCUUCAGCUCCGCGGUGUGCGCCGCGCGCCUGCUGCGCCAGCGCCUGCUCGGGCCGCCCGACGCGCCGGGCUCCGUGUUCGUGCUGGGCGGCGAGGGGCUGCGCGCCGAGCUGCGCGCCGCGGGGCUGCGCCUGGCCGGGGACCCCGGCGAGGACCCGGGCGCGGCCCCGCGCGUGCGCGCCGUGCUCGUGGGCUACGACGAGCACUUCUCCUUCGCCAAGCUGAGCGAGGCGUGCGCGCACCUGCGCGACCCCGACUGCCUGCUCGUGGCCACCGACCGCGACCCGUGGCACCCGCUCAGCGACGGCAGCCGGACCCCCGGCACCGGGAGCCUGGCUGCCGCAGUGGAAACAGCCUCGGGCCGCCAGGCCCUGGUGGUGGGCAAGCCCAGCCCCUACAUGUUCGAGUGCAUCACAGAGCACUUCAGCGUGGACCCCGCCCGCAUGCUCAUGGUGGGCGACCGCCUGGAGACCGACAUCCUCUUCGGCCACCGCUGCGGCAUGACCACCGUGCUCACGCUUACGGGCGUCUCCCGCCUGGAGGAGGCCGAGGCCUACCUGGCGGCCGGCCAGCAGGACCUCGUGCCCCAUUACUAUGUGGAGAGCGUUGCGGACUUGAUGGAGGGGUUGGAGGACUGAGCCCACCCGGCCUGCAACCGGGGCCCCACCCCUCCCCCUCCCUGAUCCCACAGAUGGAGGCGAUGGGCCGAGGGCCACAUUAAGCGCCACCAGCUCCCUGGCCCUACUUUCUGCACCCUGGUGGGGCUGGGACCCAGGGAGGUUUUAGGGCCCUUGUACCCCUUCCUAGCGGUGGCUGGGUGCUCUUUACUGUCCCAGAAGCUGCCCCCCUCCCCCACCGGUUCACCCUGGCCUGACCCAGCCAGGUGGCCCUAUUUCCUGCCCUGUGACCUCCCCUCCCUGAAAUCUGGGCCCUGAUGCCGGCUGAAGAUUCCCCCAACCCUGAGCACUUAACCCCCUACCCUGCCCUGGGACUGCAGACCUCCACCUGCCCCUCCGUCCUGGCCUUGGGGUCCU
Messenger RNA from Ceratotherium simum simum (southern white rhinoceros), 1334 nucleotides. RefSeq names its product pyridoxal phosphatase (gene PDXP). The record is from RefSeq and is a predicted model, not a curated record. Gene Ontology annotation, cellular component: cytoplasm; cytosol. Lineage: Eukaryota; Metazoa; Chordata; Mammalia; Perissodactyla; Rhinocerotidae. Gene Ontology annotation, molecular function: pyridoxal phosphatase activity.